CGAUCUUCAGUGUGCGUUCGGCGCGCGGGUGCGUGGUCAUUAAACUUGUGGAUUCUUUCGAUAACACUACAAAAUCGUUCGCACAUAAAGUUUGUGAGUGAACAAUAACGAAUAAGAUUUUAUAUUCGAUUGUUUGCAAAUAAUUUUGAACAAUGGCCGCGUGUGUUUUGUUUUUAUUUCGCUUGUUCAAUCCUCGUGACGGUCGGUGACUUAAGUUAAUCCACGAAUUUAAUUUGGAAUUUAGCAACUAAUAGCUUCAAAAAGACGUAGUAAAAAAAACUAAGGAAAACAUUAUUUUGACGGAAUCAAGAUGGCCGACGAAGUUAUUUGUCACGAACACAGCUUAACGCCGUUUUUUAGACAGCUAUUGGCUGUAAGCGGAGUGGUGAUGUACAUGAUAGGGACCGGAGCGAACAUCGCGUAUCCCGGGGUCCUGUUGCAGCAGCUGCGGCAGCCAGAUUCAGCAGUCCAACUCACCCCGGACCACGAGUCUUGGGUUGCCUCAAUACUGGGCUUGGCGCUGAUCUCGGGUAUUAUCGUGGCGCCGUUCAGUCUGGAGCAUCUGGGCAGACGCAUCACCAACCAGCUCAGCACGCUGCCGGCUCUAGGCGGGUGGGCGUUGAUGAUCACGGCCAAGGGACCGGCAACCAUCCUCAUUAGUCGUUCAUUGCAGGGAUUUGCGAUGGGUGUGCAAGCAGCUGCAUCACCGGUGUCUAUCGCUGAAUACUCCUCACCAAAAUACCGCGGCGCCUUCCUGGCCACAAUAGCAUUUGCAUUCGCCGCAGGAAUGCUAAUAGCACACAUCUUUGGCACCUUGCUGUACUGGCGAUCAGCGGCUUUAGCGUGCGGCAGCUUCUAUGCACUAUCCUUAGUUCUCGUUUCACUGACGCUGGAGACUCCGUCGUAUCUGGCUUCGAAAGGCCUGGCAAACGAAUGCAGGAGAUCGUUUCACUGGUUCCGGGGCUACGAUCAAGAUUCGGAGAAAGAGCUCGAAGUGCUUCUACAGAGUCAGAAGAAAACGGGACACACUUUGAUAACGGCCAAACAAUCUAAGCUGAAGACUUAUGCAGAGUUGAUUAAGAAACCGGAAUUUUACAAACCAACUCUGAUCAUGAUGUUCAUGUUUGUGCUGUUUCAAAUAUCUGGGAUGACUGUGAUACCUUCGUACACUGUGCCCAUUAUGUGUGACGUAACAAGCGGCCUGAUCGAUGACAAUAUUGGCAUGUUAAUGGUCGACGUCGUGAGGUUUGGAACAGCAAUACUGGCCUGCAUUGUGGUCAACAGAUUCAAUAGACGAGCUGUCCUUUUCUUUGGGAUUGUCAUGACAGUUAUAUCGUUAUUGACAGCUGCUUUACUUUUGUACCUCCGAGAUUUUGGGUACCUCCCUGAUGAAUACAAAUGGACUCCAGUUAUCCCAACUCUAUUUUACAUUUUCGGCAAAACGUUGGGUAUUUUGCCCAUUCCUUGGGCCAUUGCCGGAGAGAUUUUCCCGUUGGCAUACCGUAGCCUCGGCAGUGGGAUUUCAGGGAUGUUUCUGUCUAUAAUGUUUUUUGUCGUGGUCAAAACGGCACCGGCGUCCUUUGGUACUAUUGGUAUCAAGGGGACGUUCUGUCUGUACGCUUUUUGGGUUGCGGUAUGCGGAAUCUUUUUAUACUUCAUCCUACCGGAGACUAAAGGGAAGACUCUUUACGAAAUCGAGAGGCAGUUUAAAGGUAUUGCGGAAGAGGUAGCAGACCCUCGCGAGAACGAGAGGAUGUUGGAACUGGGGAAAGUGGAAGGAGGUUGACACGCGACAGGAAAGAACAGGAUGUGCUCUCCAGCUUUGUCAGCUGGCCACGUACUUAGUUGAGGAACAGAUGAUAACUAGAUUCGUAUUAGAAUAAAUGCAAGUAUUAUUAUUUAUUGGGAACAAUAAAUUGACAAACAUAUAUUUCAAA
Molecule: messenger RNA, 1937 nt
Organism: Bombyx mandarina (wild silkworm)
Lineage: Eukaryota; Metazoa; Arthropoda; Insecta; Lepidoptera; Bombycidae
Product: facilitated trehalose transporter Tret1
Biological process (GO): transmembrane transport
Cellular component (GO): membrane
Molecular function (GO): transmembrane transporter activity
Source: RefSeq, a predicted model, not a curated record